Myxocyprinus asiaticus (Chinese sucker) is the source of this 1206-nucleotide messenger RNA. Its product is annotated as transmembrane 4 L6 family member 1. Bases 1 to 609 code for a protein of 202 amino acids. Gene Ontology annotation, cellular component: membrane. The record is from RefSeq and is a predicted model, not a curated record. Lineage: Eukaryota; Metazoa; Chordata; Actinopteri; Cypriniformes; Catostomidae. The transcript is spliced from 5 exons.
AUGUGUGUCGCUCAGUGCUCCAGGUGUGUGGGAAUAGCCCUGAUUCCCAUUGCAAGCAUGUGCAUGGUGGCAAAUGUGUUGCUGUUAUUUCCUGACAUGAAAUAUCACUAUCUGAUGGAGAACAAUGUAACCAAGGAGGCUGUGUGGUGCUCUGGUAUAUGGGCUUCAGGGUUUCUGGUGCUCAUAUCUGCUCGAGGGUUCACAUCACAAUCUGAAAAGAAAGGAUGCUGUUAUUUUAGAGCUGAGAUGUUGUGUAAGUUGUGGUACACAUGUUUGGCUCUGGUGGCAGCUGGAUUUUGUUUCAUGGUCAGCGGGACCGGACUGGCACAGGGGCCCCUCUGUCUGCACAAUGGCACCGAGGGCCUUAAGUGGGAACGGCCAUUAAAACAAGUUAAAAGUGGAGAGAAGCUUUAUCUAUAUGAGCCUGAAAGGUGGGCCUCUGCCUGCGUGGAACCUCGAGGUGUCGUGACCUGGAAUAUUGUUCUAUUCUCUGUUCUCAUGGCAGCAAGUGGACUUGAGCUCAUUUUCUGUGCUGUGCAUCUUCUUACAGCAAUACUGGGAGUCAUCUGUGGACCAAGCUUCUGCAAGAACAAGGUUGUUCCUGCAUGAAGAGAGUAAAGUUGUUGUUUUUUUAAAGUGGAAAUCCAUAUUUUCAUCUACAUGUGAGAAUGACAUUUGUAACUAUGACUGUUUAAUCCAUUUCAAACAGACAGAAAUAGAAAUGAGAAGUGGAUUAAGAGGCAAGUUGUCCCUGAAAUAUCUUCCUACACAGUCUUGCCGUUGAUUUCUUCACUGUUUGUCAUUUUAUAUACAGUACACAAAUAAGCUGUUUAUAACAUAGUGUUAUAUAUAUCUAAUUGCAUGUUUUCACAUUUUUGUGCAAUGCAUAUAAAUAAGUGCAGUAAUUUUAGCUAUUUCAAUAUAGUAUGUGAACAAACACUAGGUUUAUAUAAUUUUGUAGCCAUUGAAAUGUGAAUGUAUAGAAAUAGUUUUACUUAAUUUUAAAUUUUUUUGAUUUAAUUUUGAUUUAAACUACUUACUUAUACCAUAUUUAUAUAAGGGAAUGCAUAAUUUGCUAAAUACUUGCAUUGAGUUGAAAUUAAAAUAUUUAACGAUGCUUAUAACUUUAUUAUGAAAUCUAUUUACAUGGUCUAUGUAUAGAGAAUAUACAAAUAAAAUACAAGAAUAGCAAAACCUUUGUGUCUU